Messenger RNA from Eruca vesicaria subsp. sativa (arugula), 745 nucleotides. The record is from the annotation of a GenBank genome assembly. NCBI's taxonomy places the organism in Eukaryota, Viridiplantae, Streptophyta, Magnoliopsida, Brassicales, Brassicaceae.
GUCAAAAGGUAACUCUCGUUUCUAAAUGCGACAUUCUACCUUUAUGUGUAUAUAUAUGUAUGUAAAGACACACACACAUAUAACAAACCCCUCUCAACCUCACUUCUCCAGCAAGUUUACUAAAUCCACAAAAGCACACACACACUUAUACUCUUAUAGAUAUGGAUCUUGAGUUAUUACAAGAUCUGCCCAAGUUCAGUUUCCCAGCAACCAUCAAGAUCCGAUCCAAAACAUCAAGAAACAACAACGAGGGCGAUGAUAACGACCAGGGCUUUAGCUGCAGCACACCCACAUCUCAAGAACACAAGAUUCCUCCCGUCCUCGAUUCUCCACCUCCCCCGCCACGGAAACCUCGUUCACAGCCGUCAAAACCGUCGCCUACGGCGGCUCUGAUGAUCAGAUCGUGUAAGAGGAAGCUCUUAGUGUCGACUUGUGAGGUUGUCAUGAACCGGGAAGAGAUUGACCGUUUCUUCACCUCCGUUUAUAGUGACAUGUCGACCACAGCGAAACGAAGGAGAAGUUAUCCUUCAUGUGCACGAAGAUGAGCCUUUAGUUCAAGAAUUUACAUUUUUUUACAGUUUUACUGGAAAUAUUGUGAACUCAUAUAAAUUGAAAGAUUAUUAUAAGAUUAAAUUUUUUAUUUUAUUUAUAUAAGAUAGAUGGAUGAUCUUCUGCAACCGCAUAUUUAUUUGGCAUGGAGGGGUCGUUGUUGUAAAUUCCGUAAUAAAUGAAAUUUGAUUCCAAU